Molecule: messenger RNA, 4326 nt
Organism: Engraulis encrasicolus (European anchovy)
Lineage: Eukaryota; Metazoa; Chordata; Actinopteri; Clupeiformes; Engraulidae
Gene: irx5a
Product: iroquois homeobox 5a
Exons: 3
Coding region: 330-1670 (446 amino acids)
Biological process (GO): cell development; neuron differentiation; regulation of transcription by RNA polymerase II
Cellular component (GO): nucleus
Molecular function (GO): DNA-binding transcription factor activity, RNA polymerase II-specific; RNA polymerase II cis-regulatory region sequence-specific DNA binding
Source: RefSeq, a predicted model, not a curated record
CCAAGCAAAGCCCCCAUCUGAAGGCAAAAAACUUCUGCACGGCAUGAGAGAAAGCGAGAGAGCAAGUGAGCUAGAGGCGAAAGGGACCGAGACCUAAAAAAAGCGAAAGCAAACACAAGCGAGUCACCGAACUGCUGACAACGACCAGUUAACACGUUUAAAGUCCUAUGUGUUGGUUGGUUUUCUGGUUUUAAACUGCAAGCGCUUCGACAGGGGACAGACGUUGGUCUGUUGAUUCAAGACUGUAGCCUUAUGACUGUGCUCGGCGAGUGCAUGAGAGAAUAGAAGGGAAAGUGCGCAAGUAAGUGGCUUAUUCUCGGGGUUUCACGAUGGCGUAUCCUCAGGGCUACUUGUACCAGCCAUCCGCUUCCCUGGCACUGUACUCGUGUCCGGCUUACAGUACCAGCGUGAUCUCAGGACCACGAACGGAGGAACUUGGAAGAUCAUCCUCGGGGUCUGCCUUUGCUCCGUAUGCCGGAUCUACCGCGUUUACCAGCGCCUCGCCUGGCUACAACUCCCAUCUACCGUAUAGUGCGGACGCGGCGUCGGCAGCCACAUUCGCUUCAUAUGUGAGUUCACCCUACGAUCACACAACUGGCAUGGCCGGUUCGAUAGGCUAUCAUCCAUACGCUGCUCCCCUGGGCUCGUACCCCUACGGUGACCCUGCUUACCGAAAGAACGCCACUCGAGAUGCCACCGCCACCCUCAAAGCCUGGCUCAACGAGCACCGGAAAAACCCGUACCCCACCAAGGGGGAAAAGAUCAUGCUGGCCAUCAUCACCAAAAUGACCCUCACCCAAGUGUCCACCUGGUUCGCCAACGCUAGGAGGAGACUAAAGAAAGAGAACAAGAUGACCUGGACACCCCGGAACCGGAGCGAGGACGAGGAGGAGGAUGAGAACAUUGAUCUGGAGAAGAAUGACGACGACGAGCCUAACAAGCCCUCAGACAAGGGAGACUCGACAGAUACCGAGUCGGACAAUAAACUGAUCAACCCAGGGGACAUUUGCGACAGAUUCAAAGAUGACAGUCAUGGAAAAGACAUGGAUCCUCUUUUAUCCAACACGGAAUUAAAAGAGCAUGAGGGCCGGACGGAACUGCUGCCUGAGUCGGCUAAGCCCACCACCUCUUCCCCGUCUGGUGUGCCUCGGGGGAAUGACAUCAUUGCGCACGAGAAGCCGUCAGAUUUGGGCCACGCACCGAGCACAGUGAACAGCAACGUCACGUCUGUUAUCCAUUCGCCCCCGUCGGCCCCCAAACCGAAACUUUGGUCUCUGGCCGAGAUCGCAACAUCCUCAGACAGGUGUAAAGGCAGCAGCGAGGGGCCGCAGGCCACGGUGAUGGGUCAAAGCACAGUAAUCGCGACCAACGCUGCGUCGCCAUCUCGAUCAUCUUCCCAGUGUCACCUCCCAAAUAGCACGGUCCUCUCCCGGCCCAUUUACUACACUUCCCCCUUUUACCCCGGUUAUACGAACUAUGGCACUUUUGGACAUCUCCACAGCAAUCACGGAUCCAGCACGGGCACCACGCCACACUUCAAUGGAUUAAACCAGACUGUAUUAAACAGGGCCGAGGCUCUGGUAAGAGAAAGCAAACUCAGAAGCCAAACACAGAUAGAUCUUUGUAAAGACUCCCCUUAUGAACUAAAGAAAGGUAUGUCAAACAUUUAAUACUGGAUUCCUCCCCCCAGUCACCGGACUAUUAUUUAUUAUUUGUGGUUGCAUAAAAAAGAAGAAGCAAGAAAUAAUUAUACUGUUUAAGAAAAUUCUGAGGACAGUUAUUUUCUCAGUAAAUGCUUACCCUCAAAUCUUAGUUUCUGAAUGGUUAAUCCAAAAGAUGUAACAACUAAGAAUUGUCUUAAUCGCUGCAGCCGCCUGAGUCUAUUUGUAUUAAAGACUAAUGUAUAUUUAAUGUAGCAUUUUGUAUUUAAAAUGGACAAUACAUUAUCUUUGAAGUAAAUUAUGAAAAAAGAAAAUACUGUUUGUGCAGCGAUUGCUUUUGGGAGAAUAUUAUUCACUGUGUACAGUUGGCCUACCUCUGACAAAUUGCACUCUAAAAAGAACAAUGCGAGUGCAUUGAACUUGCAGUCGAGAAAGACGUUCACGUUUGAAUAUUCAAGUGGGUUAGGGCAUGAACGUCUUCAAACCUAUGGAUUAAUUACUCGGAACCACUGAGUUCUGCAAUAAAUUAAUCACAGCCCACAUCAAAUCGGCAUGCAUACAGGGGCGAAUAUGAUCUGCAGAAGUAUUGUGGCAAGAUUCUUUAUUGUGGUGCUUUCAUUAGAGAUGGCUGAUUAUUCCCACACCAGUAAAUUAGCUAAAUAUUUUUGUGCAGGUGAAUGAUGAUAUGACAAUAAUACAACACUGGCGAAAAAACUGUCAAGCACUCAUUUAACCCAAUUAUACUUUAACCGCGUCGUGUUUUAUGCAAAGCAAUCAGGUGGCGAACUCCGGUAAUGAGUUCGAUUUUAUGCCAAAUUUAGACCUCAUUACGAUUGCCAAGGCGUGGCAAUGCUGUUAGAAGGGCGCGUCGGUGCGUUUAUGGCAUGAGGGUAGGCUUUGGAGCAUAAGGGGUUUGUUAUAUCAUUAAUGCUGGGGAGAGACGUAAUGCUGCUCUGAAUAUUAAAUUGCUGAUGAUUUCAAGAACUGGGGCCAAGGUGACAUGGCCAGUAAAAAAAAUCCCUCUCCCGCUGCUUGAGCGGGCAUGCAGGCCCAUCGCACUGCCUUUACAAACUCUUCCCGCUUCCGCAGGUAGGUGUCACACUUGCUCUUAAUUUAAGGGGGUUACUCUUAAUCGGACAUUGCAAAUGCUGCCUCUUCAGGAGACACGACAAAUUGGAGUCACAGCAGCGGUUUGAAGAGAAAUGCCAUGUAGCAUCCACUGGUGUCAGUUGUCCAAAGCUCAUUGCGGUGCUGGGAUGCAUUUUUUUUUUUUUUUUUACUUUUGUGUCAUGCCUUACUUAAAUUAUUCAAUAUUUUGACUGAGUGAUAAAAAGCACCUUACUGUCUUCGAUGUGGUUUAAUUCAAGGCAGAAUUUUCUCGCCCUUCCCACAGGAUUAAUUAGCAAACCAAUAUAAAAUCGAAAAUUAUCCACGUGCUAUUAUUAUUAUUAUUAUUAUUAUUAUUAUUAGGAUUAUUAUUAUUAUUAUUGUUAUCUUUUCUUUUUUUUACACAGAUUUAAAACGUGGACUAUUUAUAAUAGCCUAUCAUGCAAGUAGGCCUAGGCCUAAUUAAACAUGAAAAUGCAAUUAAAACAUUUCAUACAUUUGAUCAUUUGAGAGUAGGCCUAGGCCUAUUUGGAGAUUUUUCUUUUCAAAAAAAGUCGGCAGCUAAAUAUUUGCAAGCUAAUUCUUUUUUUAUUUCUGUCUUUCUUUUUUUGCGGCAGCAUACGUCGGUUAUAAUAUUCAAGUGAUCAUGAUCACAUAGCUCCGUGCAUGGUCGAAGUGGUAUCAAUAAUCAUUAUUAUUUUAUUAUUUAGAUUAUUUUUAUGGUCGUUACUAGGCCCAUUAUGGCGCCAGUAACAAUAGGCGCAAUGCGGUGAGGCAGCUUGCUCCGGUUUGAGGUUAUAUCAUUAAUCUCUAUAGUUUACUUUACGCACUCGAGUUGAAAACUCCCCUGGGCUUCAUCUAAUUCCCCCGGCUCUAAUGCCCUCUAUUCGCCUCAGCGCGGGAGAGGAGAAGAGAGGAGAGCUGAAGAGAGGAGAGGGGGGGGGCUUCUAUUUUUAAUGUGUCAGAGCGGGGUGUAUGGAGUCACCACUGCACCACAUCAGCCGGCUAAAUAGCAUAAUUAUGUUUUUCUUUCCUGAUCCCUCCAGGAAUUGAAACAUUCGAUGCACUGCCCCUGCGCGGGCAACAACGGGCCCCGGCUCGGCUGUUUAAAAAAAGAAGGGAGGAAUUGACACAUCUAGAGGCCAGUAAAUAAAUUGUCCCUGAGAUCAGAAAGAAUACAUGACCCAUAUCCAGAUAAGCAAACAUUUAUCCGCCUGAUAUGUCAAAAAAGAGAGAGAGAGGGACCCCCUAGCCUACCACCCCCAAACCCACAAGGCAACUGCAGAAUUGUAAACAUGCCUAUUGCUUUUGAAAAGGCAUAAUAGAUCAGCGUCAUCUCACACAAUUAUGUAUUUUUUGGAUGGUAUAACACAAUAUUUGGCUUGAUAUAUUUGUUUACCAUCUGGUCCCUUUUCCACUACACCAUAGGCUAACCCCAAUACUGUUUUUAAAAAAUGUUUCGUCGCAAUUGUAGUUACUAUUAUUUCAUGCGCAUUUUACGCAUAGCAAAUGGCCACCCAAAACUCGAUGAUAGCCCUAAUAAUAAUAAUAAUAAUAA